This is a messenger RNA of Perca flavescens (yellow perch), 2346 nucleotides long. RefSeq names its product C-X-C chemokine receptor type 2. Gene Ontology annotation, biological process: calcium-mediated signaling; neutrophil chemotaxis; G protein-coupled receptor signaling pathway. NCBI's taxonomy places the organism in Eukaryota, Metazoa, Chordata, Actinopteri, Perciformes, Percidae. The record is from RefSeq and is a predicted model, not a curated record. Bases 97 to 1179 code for a protein of 360 amino acids. The transcript has 2 exons. Gene Ontology annotation, molecular function: C-C chemokine receptor activity; C-C chemokine binding. Gene Ontology annotation, cellular component: external side of plasma membrane; membrane.
GGCAUAGGGUGUGAUGGGAGGGGUGUAGAGAAAUACAGUGUUGGUUCCCUGUCUCUUUGUGACACACUCUGUGCCUCCUACAAAGAAGACGCCACAAUGACUGAUCCAAACAAGUCUUCUUUUAUUCUAGACUUUGGCUCUAUUUAUGACGAACUCAACUUUACUUAUAAUGACACCGAUUUCAACUUAAACCCCGAGACGCAGCCCUGCGACACAUUCCGCAUCCCAGAUGCCGUGAUCGUCGUCGUCGGCGUGUUUUACGUCCUCGUCUUUCUGCUGGCCCUUCCUGGGAAUCUGGUGGUGGGGCUGGUGAUCGGCCUGAGCAAGCGGUCGCUGCCCCCCUCUGACCUGUACCUCCUCCACCUGGCCGUUGCCGACAUCCUGCUGACCGUUACGCUCCCAUUCUGGGCCACCUCUGUCACCAAGGGUUGGGUGUUUGGAGACGCCAUGUGCAAAAUCGUCACCAUCCUCCAAGAGCUGAGCUUCUACUCCAGCAUUCUCUUCCUGACCUGCAUUAGUAUUGACCGUUACAUGGUGAUCGUGAGAGCUACGGAGGCCCGCAGGGCUAACAGACAGCAAGUCAGCUGGGGAGUUUGUGCUGCCGUCUGGAGUGUUGGCGCUCUCCUGUCUCUGCCGGGGCUUCUGAAUUCUUCUUUUAAAUCCCAAAGCUCCAGCAUGAUAUUGUGCGCUGAACAGUACGAUCCCGGCCAUGCCGACGCGUGGCGGCUGGCCACCAGAAUUCUUCGCCAGACUUUGGGGUUUUUAAUCCCCUUGGCCAUCAUGCUGCCCUGUUACGGAGUAACCAUCAAGCGCCUCCUUCACAUCCGUGGGGGAUUUCAGCGGCAGCGAGCCAUGAGAGUGAUCGUGUCCGUGGUGGUUGCCUUCCUGCUUUGUUGGACGCCGUACCACAUCGCGGUGAUGGCCGACACUUUCUUCAGGUCAAAGGUAGUGCCGUACCAGUGCCCAGCAAGGAUGGCAGUGGAUCAGGCCAUGUUUGCCACCCAGAGCCUGGGGCUGCUCCACAGCUGCGUCAACCCGGUGCUGUAUGCUUUCGUGGGAGAGAAGUUCAGGAGGAAUCUGUUUCAGAUCAUGAAGAAGAUCGGCGUCCUGAAGAGAACGUCGGUGACGAGAAGCAGCAGGUCUUCACUGUCGUCGGAAAUCACAUCCACGUUCAUGUGAGAACACCCAAGAGACACGUUUGAACUACUCCCAUUAAUGAACCACAACUGAAGGAUCUCACAUGCUGGACAACAAAGUAAUAUUUUUGAUACUGCAUUUUUAUCGCAACUCAUUUUUGGUGGGAAACUCAAUCAUUUAAAAUAAAAAAAAAAAAAAUGAAAUUUGCCUACAGUUUACCUAAAUUUGUACAUAUUUUUUCAUACUUUUCUCUAUUUUUUCAUCAUAUUGAACUUGGUUUACUAUUUUAUGUCUUAGCUAUCUAUUUCUACUUGCAUGUUUUUGUAUUUUUUUAUAUAUACACAUAUUUAAAUGAGCAUUGUUGGCGGGAGCCAAAGUUCAAAACUUUUGAUUGCCAACCAUUGCUUCUCUGCAAUUUUUGUGUACGUGACAGUAAAGUAUUUAAAAGUUGGUUCAACCCUGUCCCGGCAAUGUUGUUUCAAGUAAAAAUCCCCUCUCUUACCUCAGUCAGGUCUAGUUCUGAGGAAACUGUGGCAAACAUGUUUGUCAAGUUUCAGCAUGAGACUAUAUUUCCAAACAAUAGUACUAUGAAAGAAAGAAACAAAACUAGAAAAACAAAACAAGAAACAAUAUAAAUAAAAAAAAAAAAAAAAAAAAACGUUAUGUGAAUGUGUAUGCUCUUGUAUAUGUAUGUGUGUGCGUGCGUGUGCAUAUGGAUGCACUACAACCUAUAUCAAGCCAUUGAAAUACUUCAUUAUUUUAUCUAAUAUGUGUUUGGGAUAUAUUUUCUUCCACUUUUCUAAGCUAUUACUAGCUAUGAAAGUGAGCUUUUCCAUUUCUAAUACUUGUUCUAUUGUGUUAUACCAUAGAUAUAAUUCUGGUGCUUUUGGUUGUUUCCAUGUCCUUGUCAGUUGUUUCAGUGCAGUAAGACGUAGCAUAUUAAAAAUAUUUAGAUCCUUCGCUUUUAUCUUACAUUGUAUGUUAAUACCUAAACAAAUUUCUAACGUCAGGGAUUCUUUAAUAUCUAUAAUUUCUUUCAUGGCCUUUUCUACCGCUUCCCAAAAGCUCUUUAUUACUGGAAAUGUAAAGAAUAUAUGCGUAUGAUUUGCUGUAUUUUCCCCGCAUUCUCUCCAGCAACCAGCUCCUGCUGCUGGAGACAUUUUUCCCAUGAUAUGAGGUGUAAUAAAAAAUCUCUGACUUAUUUUCCAA